Messenger RNA from Jatropha curcas, 718 nucleotides. RefSeq names its product lachrymatory-factor synthase. The record is from RefSeq and is a predicted model, not a curated record. Lineage: Eukaryota; Viridiplantae; Streptophyta; Magnoliopsida; Malpighiales; Euphorbiaceae.
AUCUCAAUUCGGUUUUCUACAAUAUGCUCACCAUAUGGAGACAAAAUUGGACGGUUGAUCCAACCCCCCUAUAAGGGUAGAAAGCUAUUAUAUAUGUUCUUGGCGUAGAUAGAAAGAGGCACUUGAAUCAAACAUGGCUAAUGAUACUGCACAAAGAUGGGAAGGGACAGUUAGCGGCAUAGUCUCAGGUUACAAUGCUGACCAGAUAUGGCCUCUUCUAGAGGACUUCUUCAAUUUCCACAGAUAUAUUCCUGCAAUAAUAGAUACCUGUUAUGGAAUUGAAGGCACCUCCGGUCAGCCUGGCUGCAUCAGGUACUGUUCCAAAGCUUCGAGCUCCGGUGAUGGCUCAGUAGAGAACUGGGCACAUGAGAAGUUGCUUUCUAUUGAUCCUAUUGGAAAGUGUCUCAGCUAUAAGCUUAUGGAAAACAAUUUAGGGUUCAAUUCACAUAUGGCAACAAUUAAAUUGCUGCCUUUUGAAAGUCAACAGCAAAGUGGGUGCGAAGUAACAUGGUCGUUUGCUUUGAAGCCAAUUGAAGGAUCCAGCUUUGAUAAUGUGUUUUCAAUUUAUGAUUGUGCUGUGAAAAGCUUCGUAAAGAGUGUGGAAGAUGCUCUCCAAGUUCAAAACAAGGAAUAGAUUCUCUCUCCAAGUGUAGAACUUCCAUUUCUGUAUGUGCUGAAUAAUUUCUGUACACUAGUACACUCGAUUCAUAUCAUGCAA